AUGCCGGACAGGAGAGGCGCCACCCUGCUGGAGGACCUACCCGAGGAGAUCAUCGACAAGAUCCUCGUCCGGCUGACGUCCAAGGACGUCGGACGCUGCCGCGCCGUCAACACGUCGUGGCGCAGCGCCACCUCCACUCCCGAAUUCAUGCUCCGACACCACCGCCGCCAAGCGUCGCUCCCUCUCAUCUAUGGCCGGGAGAUGCUCGUCGCCUUCGGUGCCGGCGCGGUCUGGCCAUUCCUUCGAGACACCAAACACCGUGACGAGAUUCGCCUCGGAGGUGCCUGCAACGGCCUCCUCGCCGUCUCCUGGGGAUCCCGAUCCUACGUCUGCAACCCGGUCAUCCGCACGCGCGUUCUCCUGCCACAACCUCAGCCUCGCCAAGACGUGGCAAUAAUGGGUUUAGCAGGGAAGUACAUCCACAACGUCAUAAUCGGCUUCUACCGGCACCAUCCAACCGGGGAACACCGGGUGCUAUGGGGCGUCUCACAAGACUACUACAAAUACAGCCUAUACAUCCUCACGGUAGGAUGCGACACUCCGAGGCACGUCGAGAUCAGACUGCCAACAAUGCCAGAGCCCGGUACCAUGGAACAUAAGCUACUUGCCGUGUUGUGUGGUUCGAACCAUUUUCUAGUAGUCGACCACGGCAACCUGCACUGGCAUCCCUAUUGUGGCAGAUACGCGACGGGCGUAGGUGGGCAAAUCAUCGUGUUCGACACAGAAGCUGAGUCGUUCCGGUUAAUGGGCUGCCCUGACCAACUGACCUACAAUCUGAAGUUGUUCAGCAUGAAGGGGAGCCUUGCUUUCGCAGGUAGCUCUCGUUACACUUAUACCGCCGUCCAUGUCUGGGUGAUGCAGGAUUACGAGGCUGAACUCUGGGCUUUCAAGUACAUGGUUGACUUAUCAGUGGUGGAGGCAUCAAGACAACUUCAUCUAACUUCUUUCCAAAAGGAAAAGGAAAAGGAAAGGCCGCUUGAUUUGGCCGGAAAAUGGAUCCAUGACAUGGCUGCGCUCAAUGAGCGUGAGCUUCUGAUCAUGUGUGAUCGAAAUCAUUUGUUGCACUGCGACAUCGAUGGCAAUUUCAUAGGAAUGGUGGACAUUGGGAACAGUCAAUAUUGUAUCAAGCUUACUCAGCUUCGCCUCAAAGAGAGCAUUAUUCCAGCCCCGUACCAUGGGAUGAAAGGAGAAGACGAUGCGGAGGAGCCAUUCUCCAUGGAGCAUGCCUGA
Messenger RNA from Lolium rigidum, 1230 nucleotides. RefSeq lists its product as uncharacterized. Gene Ontology annotation, molecular function: protein binding. The coding region runs from base 1 to 1230 and encodes 409 amino acids. The transcript has a single exon. The record is from RefSeq and is a predicted model, not a curated record. NCBI's taxonomy places the organism in Eukaryota, Viridiplantae, Streptophyta, Magnoliopsida, Poales, Poaceae.